Messenger RNA from Cotesia congregata, 351 nucleotides. The record is from the annotation of a GenBank genome assembly. NCBI's taxonomy places the organism in Eukaryota, Metazoa, Arthropoda, Insecta, Hymenoptera, Braconidae.
AUGAACCUCCGUAAUACUGUUCUUCAGAGCUCACUUAGAUUCAGUCUCUGUCGUGUCGAUCUUACCACCGCCUCCCAGCAACAAACCGCAGAUCACAAGGAAAAAAAGAGGAAAGAAAGUAUUUUAGACUUGUCAAAAUACCUUGAGAAAAAUAUACGAGUUAAAUUUGCUGGUGGAAGAGAAGCUGCUGGUAUCUUGAAAGGCUAUGAUCCAUUGUUGAAUCUCGUUCUUGACAAUACCACCGAGUAUCUAAGAGACCCUGACGAUCCUUACAAGCUUAAUCAGGACACCAGAAUGCUGGGACUAGUUGUAUGUAGAGAAAAGAUAAAAUACUCGUGUUAUGAUUUAUAG